Adineta ricciae is the source of this 600-nucleotide messenger RNA. The record is from the annotation of a GenBank genome assembly. NCBI's taxonomy places the organism in Eukaryota, Metazoa, Rotifera, Eurotatoria, Adinetida, Adinetidae.
AUGCAAAGUGCUCCGCCUGACAAUGCAGUAACCUAUAAAUUGGUGGUUGUUGGUGAUGGUGGUGUUGGAAAAUCCGCUCUGACGAUUCAAUUCUUUCAAAAGAUGUUCGUCGAAGAUUAUGAUCCGACUAUUGAAGAUAGUUAUAUUCAACAUGUCGAGGUUGAUGGACAAGUCUGCAUCCUCGAUGUACUUGAUACUGCUGGCCAAGAAGAAUUUUCUGCUUUACGAGAGCAAUAUAUGCGUAAAGGUGAUGGUUUUCUCAUCGUUUAUUCUGUGAUUGAUUCAAAUUCUUGUAAGAAUACUCGACAAUUCUAUAAUCAAAUUCUUCGUGUUAAAGACAGAAAAUACUAUCCAAUGAUACUUGUUGCAAACAAAAUUGAUCUCGUGCAUUUGAGAAAGAUUUCUGAAGAAGAAGGUCGCGAGUUAGCAGCAGAAUUACAAAUUCCUUACAUCGAAACAAGUGCUAAAGUGCCACCAGUCAGUGUCGAGGGCGCUUUUCAUGAACUGGUACGUGCGAUUAGGCGACAAAAUCAAAAUCCAAUGCCCUUGCGAAAGAAACGGAAGAAACGUCGAUAUCUCAAUCGUUGCCGUUUAAUGUAA